This is a messenger RNA of Diprion similis, 1121 nucleotides long. RefSeq lists its product as uncharacterized. NCBI's taxonomy places the organism in Eukaryota, Metazoa, Arthropoda, Insecta, Hymenoptera, Diprionidae. Gene Ontology annotation, cellular component: extracellular region. The transcript has 2 exons. Gene Ontology annotation, molecular function: lipid binding. The record is from RefSeq and is a predicted model, not a curated record. Bases 250 to 837 code for a protein of 195 amino acids. Gene Ontology annotation, biological process: lipid transport.
AGUAAGGCGUACUUUGAUAUUGACUAGCGGAAAGUAUCUUAGGAAUCUAGACCUGCACUUUGGAAAAGUAUGCACAGUGACUCGGCAUAGAGAGGCGCACAGGGGGUCUAGAGAUAUAUAAUAGGUAAUAGAGAUAGUGCAUUCUUAGUCCUCGACGUCGUUGAUAAGGGUGACCUAUAUAAGCAUCCUGCAAACUCGGAUCUCGCAUUAGUCUCUUGGUUGACCCAGGUCCAGCUAGAAACCAGCAAUAUGCAGUGUUCGACUCUCAUCCUGACGUUCAUCGCCGGUUUGGCUCUCUGCGAGUGCCAGACCCAUGUGCCGACCCCGAAACAAAGUGUUUCCCAACCCACAUCCGUGGUCGAAUUGAUAACUAAGGCUCAAACCGACAUCAUGAAGCUUGGUACCGACCUCAGUGAUGUCUUGAUUCGCCCCAACCAAGAAGCCGUUGUCGAAGCUCUGAAGGAACGUAGCUCGGUCUUCGUCACCACCGUCCAGAAAUACAUUGCUGAUAUGAACAACAAAUUGAAGGCCAAGGGUUCUGAGGUUCAAGAUAGAUGGGAUGACAUCAGGAAGGUACUGACCAAAGCCACGGAGGACAUCUCAGCUCAGAUCCCACUCGCCAAGGAAGAAAUUACCAAACUUCAGGGCAAAUUCGUCGACGGAUUGAACGCUAUAGUGAAACAGUCGGAAUUGGUUGUAAAGACUGUCAGUGCAGACGCCGAGCCAAUCAAGGAAGAUGUUGCCAAUCUGGCGAAAAUGGCGGUUGAGCUUACUGUUCAAGCCACCAAGCAGCUCAAAGCCGAGAUUGAACAGAUUGUACCGAAGCCUAAAGCGUAGAUGACAAGUCACGCGAUAAAUUUCAACCCUAUGUCUCUUUGAACACGAAUGGAUAAUCUGAGAAAUUCACGAAGUGCAUAUUCUUCGUUCUCGCUAUUAAUCAGUUAUCACGUUCACAUGCACCCGUGAACGGGCUGAAUGUUAUCUUAUUUUAAUCUGUGACAAAAGUUUUUAUAUCUGUGAUUCACGAAUAAACUAUAAUCUCAUGUACCUAUUUUGAAUUUAAUCGAUACCUCUUACUGUUCAAGUGCACCACAAACCUUGUCCCGCCACCUUAUGACCAA